AUGCGUCUCGAGACCUGUUACUAUUGUUCAUCGACGAUCUGGCCCGGACAUGGCAUUCAAUUCGUACGAAACGAUUGCAAGAUUUUCCGAUUUUGUCGUUCACGUUGUCAUCGGGCAUUCAAGAAGAAAUGGAAUCCACGUAAAUCACGAUGGACCAAAGCCCAUCGAAAAUUCACUGGAAAAGAUCUAACCACAGAUACGACAUACGAAUUCGAAAAACGUCGUAACGAACCAGUGAAAUACGAUCGUGAAUUGUGGCAAAAUACGGUCAAAGCGAUGGAUAAAAUUCAAGAAAUCCGUACUAAACGAGAACGUCAUCACAUUAUGAAACGUCUUCGACAAGGUACACUUGAUCGAAAAGCAGCUGACUUACGUGAAGUACGCGAUUACAUCCAUCUUGUUCGAGCACCGAAUGCAACAAAACCAAUGGAAGAAAUUGAAAUGGUUCAAAAAGCCAUGCAAAAACGUGAAGAAGCUGGCGAACUUCUCACUAAGAUUGGUACGACAGUAUCAACAACGAAGAAAUUAUCAGCAUUACGUCGUCGUGCACCGAAGAUUGAAGUUACAAUGGAAACAUCAGAUAAUGAACAGGUGCUCAAUGAGGAUAUGGAAUGA
This is a messenger RNA of Adineta ricciae, 615 nucleotides long. Lineage: Eukaryota; Metazoa; Rotifera; Eurotatoria; Adinetida; Adinetidae. The record is from the annotation of a GenBank genome assembly.